Molecule: messenger RNA, 678 nt
Organism: Procambarus clarkii (red swamp crayfish)
Lineage: Eukaryota; Metazoa; Arthropoda; Malacostraca; Decapoda; Cambaridae
Source: RefSeq, a predicted model, not a curated record
AUGGUGAGCCCAAGCAUCAAUGCCAAGAACAAUAUUAAUAACAUCAAGAUCGACAGCUUUAAUAAUAUCAUUAACGAUAGCAGCAUCAACAACAUUAAAGAUAGCAGCAUCAACAACAUUAAAGAUAGCAGCAUCAACAACAUUAAAGAUAGCAGCAUCAACAACAUUAAAGAUAGCAGCAUCAACAACAUUAAAGAUAGCAGCAUCAACAACAUUAAAGAUAGCAGUAUUAACAGCAUUAAAGAUAGCAGUAUUAACAGCAUUAAAGAUAGCAGUAUUAACAGCAUUAAAGAUAGCAGUAUUAACAGCAUUAAAGAUAGCAGUAUUAACAGCAUUAAAGAUAGCAGUAUUAACAGCAUUAAAGAUAGCAGUAUUAACAGCAUUAAAGAUAGCAGUAUUAACAGCAUUAAAGAUAUCAGUAUUAACAGCAUUAAAGAUAGCAGUAUUAACAACAUUAAAGAUAGCAGCAUCAACAACAUUAAAGAUAGCAGUAUUAACAACAUUAAAGAUAGCAGCAUCAACAACAUUAAAGAUAGCAGUAUUAACAGCAUUAAAGAUAGCAGUAUUAACAGCAACGUUCACAUUUGCACCUUCAACAGCAACUCCUCCAUCGACCAAGCAGCAACAGCGUCUCGCAGACAAAACUUUCCUGAUAGGACGUCAGGAAAACCCUACUGA